Molecule: messenger RNA, 1491 nt
Organism: Penicillium cataractarum
Lineage: Eukaryota; Fungi; Ascomycota; Eurotiomycetes; Eurotiales; Aspergillaceae
Product: FAD-binding oxidoreductase
Exons: 5
Coding region: 1-1491 (496 amino acids)
Molecular function (GO): FAD binding
Source: RefSeq, a predicted model, not a curated record
AUGCCUUCCAGCUUCGGCUGGCGCGCUCUAGCGCUGUCUCUGGCCGCACUCACUCCCCUCGUGCGUGCCGAUAUUUGCUCCACCCUCGCGGCUGCCGGAAUCGACAUUGAAUACCCAUUAUCGCUGGACUACUCGACCGAUCUGACGAAUUAUUGGUCCGCCGCCUGCGGUGACCUCAAGCCAACAUGCAUCGCCGCGCCAUCCAGUGCGGCUGAGAUGGCGCAAGUGAUCAAAGAACUACACGAUGUUGAUACAUUGUUCGCUGUGAAGUCUGGUGGUCAUAUGCCAAACAAUGGCUUCGCUAGUAUUCAAGAUGGUCUGCUAGUCUCGACCAAGAACUUGGAUCAAGUGUUUUAUAACUCGGAUGAUGAGACGGCUGUCAUUGGACCCGGUCUAUCUUGGGAAGAGGCGCAGAAGGGACUGGAGGGAACUGGUCGGGCUGUGGUGGGAGGUCGACUUGGAGGUGUGGGUAUUGGAGGAUAUAUGCUUGGAUGUGGAAUGAGUUUCCUCAGCACUCAAUAUGGCUGGGCAGCCAACAACGUCGUCAACUUUGAGGUUGUACUGGCCAAUGGUACGGUGGUUAAUGCCAAUGCGAAGGAGAACACCGACCUUUUUGCUUCCCUCAAGGGAGGUGGCAACAACUUUGGUGUCGUCACCGCAUACACCAUGCAGACGCACCCAAUUGGCAAAGUCUGGGGUGGCAACUAUAUCUUCACUGCGGAUAAGACGCCCCAAGUGCUGACGGCCCUGCGCAACUUCGCCGACAACUACCCUGACGAUAAGGCCGCAAUCAUUCUGACCUCGGAGCACGGUUUGGUGAUUGACUUCUGGAUCAUGUUCCUCUUCUACGAUGGCCCCGAGCCUCCUGCGGGCGUGUUCGACGAGUUCACAGCGAUUGGCCACACGUCUACCACCAAGACAUGGGAUACCUACUAUGAUCUGCUCAAGAAUAACGAUUUCUUCAUUUUGCACGGACAACGUUACACCAUUGCCACGGAGACAACACCUGUGCCCAACAGUACCGUCGGCACUGCUCCUCUCCAGGAGUACUAUGACCACUGGUUCAACGUGACCGACACCGUUCUGGGAGUGACUGGUGCUCUCGGAUCUAUCGCUUUCCAGCCUGUCCCCAAAACAUUCUCCGAGAAAGCCAAGGCCCGUGGUGGAGAUCUUCUCAAUGUCCCAACCGACACCAACUAUAUUUUCAUCGAACUUGACUUCUCCUAUUCACUUGCUUUGGACGACGACAAAAUUGAUCAGGCCAACCAGAACCUCUACCACGGCAUGGGUAACCUGGUGCAGAAGAACAUUGAUAAGGGUUUGCUUCCUGAUGUGUACCGGCCACUUUUCAUGAAUGAUCUCUACUUCCGCCAGGACUACUGGGGUCGCAUUGAUCCUGCGUCGAAGAAGUCGGCGCUCGAGACGAGACUUCGCUAUGAUCCGGAUGGCUUCUUCCAGAAGCGGACUAGCGGUGGCUGGAGACUGAAUUAG